CGCACAUAUCUAUCGCUUUUUUGAACAAUCGUUGGCAGCAACAGGGAAUUGCAGAAACCAGUUGUCUUGGGUUUCGCAAGAAUUCAAAAAGGAGGAUCUGGUCAAACGGCAGGACAUGGAGGAAGAGGCGCCGCGGUUCAAAGUGCUGGAGGAGGCGUUCAACGGCAAUGGGAACGGGUGCGCCAACGUGGAGGCCACCCAAUCGGCCAUAUUAAAAGUGCUGACGCGCGUAAAUCGCUUCCAGCUGCGCGUCCGCAAGCACAUCGAAGACAACUACACGGAGUUUAUGCCCAACAACACGUCGCCGGACAUAUUUCUGGAGGAGUCGGGGUCCUUGAAUCGCGAGAUUCACGACAUGCUCGAGAACUUGGGCUCCGAUGGACUGGACGCCUUGGACGAGGCGAAGGUCAAGAUGGCGGGUAACGGCAGGCAGCUGCGAGAGAUCCUCUUGGGUCUGGGUGUCAGCGAGCAUGUGCUAAGGAUCGACGAGCUGUUCCAGUGCGUGGAGGAGGCCAAGGCCACCAAGGAUUACUUGGUGUUACUGGACCUUGUGGGUCGUUUGAGGGCUUUCAUCUAUGGCGAUGAUUCCGUUGACGGGGACGCGCAGGUGGCCACGCCAGAGGUUCGACGCAUCUUUAAGGCUCUCGAGUGCUACGAGACCAUCAAGGUGAAGUACCAUGUGCAGGCAUAUAUGCUGCAGCAGAGCCUCCAGGAGCGCUUCGAUCGCCUGGUGCAGCUGCAGUGCAAAUCCUUUCCCACAUCGCGGUGCGUCACCUUACAGGUGAGCCGGGAUCAAACGCAGCUGCAGGAUAUUGUACAGGCUCUCUUCCAGGAGCCCUACAAUCCUGCGCGCCUCUGCGAAUUCCUGCUGGACAAUUGCAUCGAACCGGUGAUCAUGCGGCCAGUGAUGGCCGAUUAUAGCGAAGAAGUCGACGGUGGCUCCUACGUCCGAUUGUCGCUUUCCUACGCCACCAAGGAGCCCAGCUCAGCACAGCUGCGUCCGAACUACAAGCAGGUCUUGGAGAACCUCAGGCUGCUGCUGCAGACGCUGGCCGGGAUCAACUGCAGUGUGUCCAGUGACCAACAUGUCUUUGGCAUUAUUGGCGAUCAUGUGAAGGAUAAAAUGCUGAAAUUACUGGUGGACGAGUGCCUGAUACCAGCUGUGCCCGAAAGCACGGAGGAGUAUCAGUCUUCCACACUGUGUGAGGAUGUCGCCCAGCUGGAGCAGCUGCUGGUAGACUCAUUCAUCAUCAAUCCCGAGCACGAUCGAGCCCUAGGGCAGUUUGUGGAGAAGUACGAGACCUACUACCGCAAUCGGAUGUUUCGUCGGGUGCUGGAAACGGCGCGCGAGAUCAUCCAGCGCGAUCUGCAGGACAUGGUGCUGGUGGCGCCCAACAACCACUCAGCCGAAGUGGCAAACGAUCCCUUCCUCUUCCCACGCUGCAUGAUCUCGAAAAGUGCUCAGGACUUUGUCAAACUGAUGGACCGUAUUCUUCGCCAGCCCACGGACAAGCUGGGCGACCAAGAGGCCGAUCCCAUAGCCGGCGUCAUUUCCGUCAUGCUGCACACCUACAUCGAUGAGGUGCCCAAGGUGCACCGCAAGCUCCUCGAAAGCAUUCCACAGCAGGCCGUGCUGUUCCACAACAAUUGCAUGUUCUUCACCCACUGGGUGGCGCAGCAUGCCAACAAGGGCAUCGAAAGCUUGGCGGCGCUGGCCAAGACACUGCAGGCCACCGGUCAGCAGCAUUUCCGCGUGCAGGUCGACUACCAGUCCUCCAUCCUGAUGGGCAUCAUGCAGGAGUUCGAGUUCGAGAGCACGCACACGCUGGGCUCUGGUCCGCUGAAGCUGGUGCGCCAGUGCCUGCGCCAGCUGGAGCUGCUGAAGAACGUGUGGGCCAAUGUGCUCCCGGAGACCGUGUACAAUGCAACCUUCUGCGAGCUGAUCAACACAUUUGUCGCCGAGCUAAUCCGUCGAGUGUUCACGCUGCGCGACAUUUCCGCACAGAUGGCCUGUGAGCUGAGCGAUCUCAUUGACGUGGUGCUCCAGCGGGCGCCCGCGCUCUUCCGCGAGCCAAACGAGGUGGUCCAGGUCCUCUCUUGGCUGAAGCUGCAGCAACUGAAGGCCAUGCUGAACGCGUCGCUCAUGGAGAUCACAGAGCUGUGGGGCGACGGCGUCGGCCCGCUGACCGCGAGCUACAAGUCGGACGAGAUAAAGCACCUCAUCAGGGCGUUGUUCCAGGAUACGGAUUGGCGGGCCAAGGCCAUUACGCAGAUUGUCUAGGACGUGCUCCAUGCGUUUUUGCGAGCGAGGAUUGAUGAACGGCGGGAUACACAUCACAUUUGAGAUGGUAAACGGAGUCUAAAUUUGACGAUCACCAUCAUGUGUCCUUACUGAAAUUCCUUGAACUGUUUACCACAAAUGCCAAUAGUAAUAUAAUUUGAUAAUCUUUAAUUCUCCGAAGGGUUUCACUUGUACAUAGAGAAGUUACAAUCCACAAAAGUCGUUCCAUUCUUCCCGCAACGCAACACAAUUUUUAACAUAAGACUUAUUUAAAUGAAUAAAAACAACUGAAUCCCA
Molecule: messenger RNA, 2578 nt
Organism: Drosophila sechellia
Lineage: Eukaryota; Metazoa; Arthropoda; Insecta; Diptera; Drosophilidae
Gene: Zw10
Product: Zeste-white 10 kinetochore protein
Exons: 2
Coding region: 116-2281 (721 amino acids)
Biological process (GO): endoplasmic reticulum to Golgi vesicle-mediated transport; mitotic cell cycle; mitotic spindle assembly checkpoint signaling
Cellular component (GO): nucleus; RZZ complex; chromosome, centromeric region
Source: RefSeq, a predicted model, not a curated record